Molecule: messenger RNA, 1686 nt
Organism: Adineta steineri
Lineage: Eukaryota; Metazoa; Rotifera; Eurotatoria; Adinetida; Adinetidae
Source: the annotation of a GenBank genome assembly
AUGGCUACAGCAGGAGCAGACGAUGAGAAAUCAAGUUCAGAGCGUGUUUUGCGCAUCACUGAUAUUGAGAAAGAACCACUCGAACUUCUCUUACCCAUUGCCGGCUACGAACAAAUGCCACUUGUAUCACUUGAGAAGGCCAUCGAACCACUCGUUCCUCUGCUGCCACUCAUUCGAACUUAUGCUUAUGUUGCGAAAGGAAGAUGCGAAAAUCCUGCUGAUGAUCUUACUCAAGACGAAUCAGCUUCUAUUAUGUUAUAUACUAUGGAAUGGAAACCACGAAAUCAAUGUCUCUAUGUCGCUCUGAACGCCACACUACGAUCAAAAGAUCGAGACCAACUCACACCAUGGUUCCUUUAUUUGAGACUUUUUCUUAAUGCACUCCUUCGCUUACCGUCAAUAUCACGAACAGUUUUUCGAGGAGUUAAGUUGGAUAUGAGUAAAGAAUAUGCAACGGGAAAAACUAUUGUCUGGUGGGGAUUUUCUUCAUGUACGGUUAUUAUAGAUGUUUUACAGUCAGAAGCAUUUUUGGGUAAAACAAGUGAAAGAACAUUGUUUACAAUUGAAUGUCUUCGUGGGAGAGACAUUCGUAAACAUUCUUAUUUUUCAUCCGAGGACGAAAUCCUUCUUGUACCUGCUACCCAUUUCAAAGUCGUUGGUUGUCUCAAUCAAGGUUCUCUGAAUCUUGUUCAUUUACAAGAAAUCGAACCACUAUUUCCACUUUUACAACCGAUACUACCACUGUUAGUACAACCGAGUGUUCAUUGUGCAUCUGAUAUUCAUUCCAACAGCAAAUGGAACCAGAAAGGAGUGACUAUCGCUGGUGGAAAUGGUCAAGGAGAUCAAUUCCAUCAACUCUCAAAUCCUUGUGGUAUCUAUGUUGAUGAUGAUCAUCAAAGUAUUCUCAUUGCGGACUAUUGGAAUAAUCGUGUUGUAGAAUGGAAGUGGGACAAAAACGAUGUUGAAGUUGUUGUCAAUGGAAAUGAACCAGGAAAUCAGUUGAAUAAAUUAUCUUGUCCAACCGACGUCGUUAUGGAUAAAAGUGAUCAUUCGCUCAUCGUUUGUGAUCGAGAUAACAAACGCAUCAUACGAUGGUUUCGUCAAAAUCCUACAAAUUCACAAAUUCUCAUCUCUAACAUUGAUUGCUGUCGUCUGACACUAGAUCAAGAUAGAAAUCUUUAUGUUUCUGAUUCGCAAAAGUGUGAAGUGAGACAAUGGAAGAAAGGAGAAACAGAAGGAACCAUCGUUGCUGGUGGAAACGGAAAAGGACAUCACUUCAAUCAACUUAAUCGACCUACGUAUAUCUUCGUCGAUCAAGAUCAGUCUGUUUACGUGUCGGAUUGCUCGAAUCAUCGUGUGAUGAAAUGGAUGAAAGAUGGCAAAGAAGGAAUGGUUGUGAGUGGUGGACACGGUGAAGGAAACAGUUUGACACAAUUGUAUCAACCUCAAGGAGUCACUGUCGAUCAUUUGGGUAAUGUUUACGUUGCUGAUUGGGGAAAUCAUCGAAUCAUGCGAUGGUUGAAAGAAUCAAACGAAGGUUCGAUUAUUCUUGGUGGUAAUGGUCGUGGGCAACAAUCAAACCAAUUCGACUCUCCUUGCGGUUUAUCAUUUGAUCGACAAGGAAAUCUUUAUGUUUCCGACUGGGGAAACCAUCGAGUCCAAAAAUUUGAAAUGGAUUUGAAUUGA